Messenger RNA from Jatropha curcas, 1179 nucleotides. NCBI's taxonomy places the organism in Eukaryota, Viridiplantae, Streptophyta, Magnoliopsida, Malpighiales, Euphorbiaceae. The record is from RefSeq and is a predicted model, not a curated record.
AUGCAUUUCAUUACUGUCUUGGAGAUAUACAUGAUGCCUGAGAGUGCUAAAGGGGGAGAACUUCGUGCAUAUCGAGCAGUUAAUUUCCAUUGCAUAUGGACACUAGAGAAGAUCCUUAUAAAGAAAAGCCACCUAGGUUGAUUCUCUGAUAUCAUUAAAAUGGAUGGAGAAUAUUGGCUUUUUGGUUCUGAUCACUAGUGGUUUGGAACUAAGAAAAAAUGGACGCUGGAAAUAUGGCAUAGCAGUUCACCUCUUGGUCCUUUGGAAACCACACAAGAAAGAAUUCCAAUAUAUAAUGUUGACAAAAGUGUGACUAGAAAUGGAGGGCAGACCAUUGGUGUGUAUGAUGGAAAUCUUUAUCGUGUUGGUCAGGACUGUGGUGAAACUUGAUGGACGACGAGUGCGAGUCUUCAAGGUGAAGUUCUUACCAAAGAGAAUGAUUACAAAGAAGUUGAAGUCUCACUGGAGCUUUGAAGGUCCCACAAGGGACGGAGCUGGAAUGGUGCUCGUUUACCUCAUCUUGAUGCACAGCAGUUAAGUUCUGGCAAGUGGAUUGGGGUAUGGAUGGUGGAUCCGUGUACCUUCUGGAGGAAACUCGGAAGGCGCGUCGGUUAUUCUUUGGCUUGUACUUCACUUGCAGCAGUCAACAGCAAUUGUUCAUUAGUAUGGUUGGGUGGUCCUCUCCUUGGAGCUGUGAAGUGUAUCCAUGUUAUACCACUCAACUGGUGUCUUACUGACUCGGGGAAGAGAAGUAUAGUCUUUUGUAUGGAAAGGUCAAAUGCCUUUUCUUCAAAGUACGAAAGGUGUGGCCGCUUGAACAGAGCAGCUUCAUCUCUCCGGGUUGAAAAUAAAGGGCCUAAUACUUGGGCUGGAAGAUGGUUUUUGGCUGUGAUUGCAAUUGGAGUUGUGCUGAUCUGCACGAGUGAAUAUAUUUAUGGAGGAAACGGUGCGAAAGAACACUUACCAUUAAAAUGAUCCUCUCAGUUUACUCUGUUGACAAUGACUUAUGGAUUGCUCGGACUCUGGAACUUGAAAAUGUAUGUCAAGCAUUACUCAAAAGAUGUUCUUUUCCAGUAAAGAGAAAUAGUGGUCUGGAACAAGGGUACCCAAAAGUGGAGUGAGCUGGGAUUCGCGGUGCCUGUUAGGAUUACAGAGUUGAAAAACCAGGAAUUCAGCUAA